AGCCAUUUUGGCCCAAUGGCCCGGCGGGCGUCGGCAAAGCCGGCGCAGUGGCAGUUGCCCGCGGCGCUGGCGUGCCUGGGGCUCGUGGCCGUGCUUAUCUUCCUGAGCUCCGCGGCUCACGGCCACGGCCUCAUCAGCAGCGCCGACUCCGAGCACAAGAUCGGCUUGAAACGGCUUGGCCAGAGCAUUCUGAAGGCGCAGCAGUCCUCCUCCUCGCAGCUCGUGGUCUUCGCCGACAAGGACGGCCAUGCAGCCGUCCCGACCAAGAAGCCUCCCGCCGCGGGGGACUUCCGGGUGCAGUUCGACGUGGUCACGGAGGACGGCCCAGGCAAGUUCGUCGUGCGGGUCCACGAGGACUGGGCGCCCGCCGGCGCCGCGAGAUUCAGGCAGCUCGUUGAGGCGAAGUACUACGACGACAUCCGCUUCUUCCGGGUCAUCCCCACAUUCAUGGUGCAAUUCGGCAUCAGCGGUGACCCGGCGUUGAAUUCGGAGUGGAGGGCCCAGCCGAUCAAGGACGACUCCGUGAAGCAGUCGAACAAGCCUGGGUACGUCACGUUCGCCAAGACGGGUGCUCAGAGGCGAAAGACAUGUCGAUGCCGAUGCCCUUCCCUCGGUUUCUCUUUCUGGGGCCUCCUGUUCACCACCCGCCAAACCACCCCGACCCGACCCGAAGGCCUCAAUUUGCC
This is a messenger RNA of Prorocentrum cordatum, 686 nucleotides long. NCBI's taxonomy places the organism in Eukaryota, Dinophyceae, Prorocentrales, Prorocentraceae. The record is from the annotation of a GenBank genome assembly.